UGCGAUAUAUGACCCUAUUGCGUAUAAAGAACGUAAAAGGACUAAUGCUUUUGGUACGGUUCACAGGCCAAAGUUGAAUCUGACAGUCAGUACUAAUUAAUAAGUGGAUUAGCACUGCUUCGAAGUACUAAUACAGCAGGCGAACUUGAAAGAUCGCUGAAAUUAUCGCAAUUCGCAUGGUCUGCACAUUACUUAUUACAGACCGUGCAAUUCGUAUGGGGAGUUUUCAUAAUUAUAAGGAUUGUGUACUCUGUACCGUAUAGUGCGCAGUACCGUUCAGCGCGCAUGCAGCUGGCUAUUAACAAACAUUAUUAAUCUCCAAUAUGUCUUGAUUACUUCAAGUUCUUAACUAACAGGCUAAAUCAGUACUUGAGCAUUUUCGCUCCGAUUUGUAUUACGAUCGCCGAAUUGUUAGUUAAGUAUUCCAAUUAUGGCGGCCCCGCUGCGAAGCAAACAGCUUUUCCCGAUCAUCUCGGACUUCUGUGAUAAUCUCGACGGAGAGCUGCGGAACAUUAGUCUAUCUUUGUGGAAUCGGCCGGAGUUGGCCUACGAAGAGCACCACGCGCACGAUCUGCUAACGGCGUACCUGGAGCAGCAAGGAUUCACGGUGCAGCACAGCUUCCAUCUGCCAACCGCCUUCUGCGCUACUUUCACAUCGGCAGAUUUUGAUCCUAAUCAACACUCGACGGUGUGCUUUUUUGCGGAGUACGACGCUCUACCAACGAUCGGCCAUGCGUGUGGACAUAAUCUGAUCGCUAUAACGGGAGUCGGCGCCGCUGUGGCGCUGAAGAUGCUGCUGGCAAAAAGUAAAACCUAUAGCACUGAGACCAUUUCGGGAAAGAUAAUCUGUAUGGGAAGUCCAGCUGAGGAGACGACAGGAGGAAAAAUUGACCUUUUGCAAGCGGGUGCGCUUAACGGCGUGGAUUUCUGUUUAAUGGCGCAUCCAGCGGGUUACAACAUGGUCGCACCCGACGUCCUAGGAUUGCUCGAAUGCGAAGUGACCUUCUCCCACGACGCCUCGAACGAAUCAAAUCUACCAGGUUGCCCAUUUGGACAAGAUGUACAAGAUGCUCAACAAUCCGUUGUGGAUGCGUCCAUCGCGUUGUACGCCAAACUGUCGCUCUUCCGGCAGCAACUGCAGACCGCCAACCAGAUUCACGGGGUCAUCUAUCAUGCUGGCGUGGAGUGCCAGGAUGGGCGAUGGAUGGCGCGCUCGCAUUAUUAUCUACGGGCGCCCACUGUGGUUCGGAUGGCAGAGUUGAAAAGGGUCUUCCAGAAUGCAGUGGAUGCAGCAGCCAUGUUUUCCGAUUGUCAACGGAAGUGCGAUUACGCGGUAGUUCCAUUUGAAGGACUCAUGACGAACCAGAAAAUGGGUCAAGUGUACAGAAAGUAUGCUGAAUUAACAGGAACGGUAUUUCCUGCUCUGCCCCCAUCGUACGGCUCAACAGACAUGGGGAAUAUCUCCAACGUUAUUCCCAGCAUUCAUCCCAUGUAUAGUGUCAGGGCUUCUCCGUCCUCCAACCCAGAUCUCCUAAUCCACACCGAAGAAUUCCAGGUGGCCGCCGGGCAACCGGAAGCGCACCGGCAGACUCUGAACACCGCCAAAGCCUUAGCCAUGACCGGAUUGGAGCUGUUUAUGAAUGCCGAAUUAGCCUCAACGGCUAAAGAAGAGUUUAGACUGACUCGCGGUGCUUCUCACGCAAAUGCCGUUUAAUAACGUGCUAUUCUGUUGUCGAUUUGUAAAUAGCUAUUAACUUAUUUAUUAUAGCACUGAUAUAAAAAUUAUGGUAUUUCUUGUUUCCUUAUUUUUUAUACAGUUCAUGCUGCAUCCAAUAUUAUCAUCCACUUCUGUAAUACUCGAAUUAUUUCGAAAUUUGUAAUGUUCAAGAUUUCAGAUCUAGGUAAUCUUAAAU
Molecule: messenger RNA, 1913 nt
Organism: Paramacrobiotus metropolitanus
Lineage: Eukaryota; Metazoa; Tardigrada; Eutardigrada; Parachela; Macrobiotidae
Product: xaa-Arg dipeptidase-like
Exons: 5
Coding region: 431-1714 (427 amino acids)
Molecular function (GO): dipeptidase activity
Source: RefSeq, a predicted model, not a curated record